AUGCGACGAACCCUGGCCUUCGGGCUGAUGUGGCGACUCAUCAAACUCUAUUCCCACAUAAUCAUCUGCGUAGCUCUAAUCGGGCUAUGCUACAUGGUGAUUCUGCGAGGGGUCGGCUCCCCGCGGAUUAGAGAACCUAGGCCGUUGAACAUGGAUUCGGAACUCCAGAGCAUAGAAUUGGAAGUACAGAAAAACCGCAUGGAACUCGCCGCCUUGAAACAGAAUCUCAACGAAGUCGAGAAGCGAAACGGAGUCAGAACUGUGACGGAAUCAGCGCUGGAUUCGAGCACCAUGAUCUGUGUGAAAAAACCACCGACCGUAGCCAAAACGGACUACAAUCUGUGGCAGGUGAUCCAAGAUGUGGAGUUCACGAACGAAGACGGCGGGGCCUGGAAGCAGGGUUGGAACAUCGAAUACGAUGCAACGCAAUGGCACGAAAAAAACCUUCUCAAAGUUUUCGUUGUGCCACAUUCACACAACGAUCCCGGUUGGAUAAAGACUUUCGACCAGUAUUACACAGAGCAGACCCGCAACAUACUCACCAUAGCCGUGAGCAAACUGAUGGAAUUCCCCGAUAUGAGAUUCAUUUGGGCCGAGGUGUCUUUUUUCGCCCGGUGGUACGACGACCAGCCGCAGGUCCAACGCGAUAAGGUUGCCAAACUGAUCAACGACGGUCGACUGGAGUUUGUGACCGGCGGCUGGGUCAUGAACGAUGAAGCCAAUACUCAUUACUAUGCGAUGAUUGAGCAACACGUGCUCGGUCACAAGUGGAUUGAGACGCAUUUCCCGAAGGCGCCAAAGCCUCGAAAUGGUUGGGCCAUCGAUCCGUUCGGGCUAUCGCCGACGAUGGCUUUCCUGCUGAAAGAGUUCGGUUUAAAGAAUAUGGUCAUUCAGCGUCUGCACUAUUUUCUCAAGAAACACCUCGCUAGCUCGAAGGCUCUGGAGUUCCAUUGGCGGCAACCGUGGGAUAACGUUGGGAACACGGACAUGUUCUGCCACGCGAUGCCAUUCUACAGUUACGACGUCCCACAUACAUGCGGUCCGGAUCCGGCGGUAUGCUGCCAAUUUGAUUUCGCCCGAAUGGGAUCAUCGAGGAUGUCUUGCCCCUGGAAACAGCCUCCGAUGAAAAUCGAUAAAAACAACGUGGCCGCGAGGUCACAAAUUCUCCUUGACCAGUACCGACGAAAAGCUCAGCUGUACCAGACAAACUCGAUCUUGAUCCCUCUCGGCGACGACUUCCGUUACGAUCGAGCCGCUGAGUGGAACGCCCAGUAUACCAACUAUAGAGCCAUCAUGGAUUACGUGAACAACAACACGAAGCUCAACGCUCGGAUCCAUUUUGCCACCCUCGAGGAUUACUUCCGUUCUGUGGAGGAAGAUUUGCGCACAUCGGCGGUAACGAUACCCAGUUUGAGCGGUGACUUCUUCACCUACGCCGACAAGAACGACGAGUACUGGUCCGGCUUCUAUACGUCGAGACCGUUUUACAAGUUCCUCGAUCGAAGAGCGGAGUCGAUUCUAAGAAUCGCUGAGAUAACGUCCAGUCUUGCCAGGGCCAACGGGAUGAAGUGCAAGAUCGACGCGGAGCUCGACGCCGCCAGGAGAGGUCUCUCCCUUUUCCAGCAUCACGACGGCAUCACGGGAACCGCCAAAACGCAUGUCAUGCGAGACUACGGGGCCAAGCUGAACAGAGCGAUUUCAGAUUCGAUGAAGAUCAUCCACCUAUCCACCGAGUCCCUGCUCGGCAACCCGAACAGCUGUGACUCCGACUUCGUCAUUAACCUAAACGGCACCACCGAGGGAUACUCGUCGCGAGUGGUAUUGGAUUUCAAAAAAUCCUCGUAUGACGUGGCCGUCGUGAACACAUUGACCAGCUACAGACGGGAAAUCGUCUCGAUUUACACAGUUUCGCCGGAUAUUACUGUCAAGGGAGCUGUGUCGCAGCUGUCUCCCGUUUUCGACGAUUGCCGGAUCCGGGAUGAUUUAUACGAGCUGAGCUUCGAAGUCGAGCUCCGUCCGUUGGAAAUCAAGUCGUUUGUGGUCACUCGCGGAGGUCAGGAAACCGCACCCUUAAGGGCCAGCAUCGACUUCUAUAAAAUUGGGUCUUGCUCCAAUAGUGGCGGGGGCGUCUUUCAGGUUAGUUCUUCGGAUGAGAAGAACAUGAAAAUCCAAACAAGUGGAAUCACGGCCACCUUCUCAGCAUACACCGGCCUGCUGACCCGACUGACGCAAAACGCCGCGCAGGCAUCUACGGAAAUCUCGUUCUGGAAAUAUUCCACACCCCAGGGAUCAGGCAAUACGAACAGAGACCGUUCGGGUGCCUAUUUAUUCAUGCCUGAGAAAGACGCCCCCACCGGGAUCCGAUUCAAUCCGAGCACAGUGGUUGUCAUCCAGGGAUCGUUGUUGAGCGAGGUAAUAUCGAUCACCCCGGACAUAACGACGCACUUCAGGAUCAAGGAGUCGCCGGGGAUCGACGGACAAUCCAUAGAAAUCCAUAAUAUCGUUGACCUGAGCAGGAACACCAAUUUCGAGCUGAUGAUGAAAGUUUCUACCCUGAUCGACUCGUCAUCGAUUUUCACCGACCUGAACGGCUUUAGCUACGUCGAGCGGAAAUAUCAACACCGCCUGCCGGUCCAAGCGAAUGUCUAUCCGAUGUCAUCGAUGCUUUACUUGCAAGACUCCCAAACUCGAUUGAGUUUGGCCUCGGCGCAGCCGCUCGGAGUCACGGACAGAGGCGAAAAAGGCACGUUUUACGUGUUCCUCGACAGACGACUGAAUCAGGACGACAACCGAGGGCUCGGACAGACGGUCACCGACAACGUCCCAGCUCUGAGUUCGUUCAGGCUUUCAAUUGAAUCCCAAGAGGAAGAGGAUCCCCGGCCCUCGUUGUUGUCUUUGUUAUCGUAUCACGCCUUAACUUCCCCCCUCCUGCCGCUCGUUGUGAACGGAAUCGGGAAAGAUUCGUAUUCGAGCUCGUCGACCCUUCAGCCGUGCGGUUUGCAUUUGGUAAACGUUCGCACUCUCGAAAGUAGUUCCGACGAGCCUCGGUUUUUGGUGACGUUGCACAAUGAGGGCUAUUCAUGCAGUGAAGUUGUACCCACCGAAGUGUGUCAAAUUACUGAUGCCGGCAUGGACUUGACAACAUUGUUCGGGCGAGUUUUCGAUGAGAAUGCCCAAUUUACGUCAUUGUCCGAUCUUCAUCCAGGUGAAGAUUUCCACAUCACGGAGAACAUUCAUGUCCCGACCAAUCACAUCAAAGCCGUGAAACUGUCCCGUAUGUUUACAUAGUGAGAAUUUCGCAUUGGAGAAAUAGGAAAUCGACAUUUAGGUUCUUAGAAUUUUCGUCGCCAUCGAGCAAGCGAGGGAAAAUCCGCCGUUGGACCUGGUUUUAGACUUCCCCAGCCACUUUCCCUCACUUGGGCCUUGGGCAUUAUGCAGCCUAGAUCUGGGAGUUGAAUGAGAGUCGCGUGUUGGCAACGACGACACAUGGAUAUUUUUGACGGAUCUACGUUUCCGAUCCCGGUAUUUUUCCCGCCCUUUGUUCCUGUUUCCGGAACCUUCCUCCGCUCCCUGAGUACAUUCCCCCGUUCGCCGAAAUCGAAUUCGUCCGAAAGGCUGCAAUGACUUCAAGCCACUCCAAACGCUCCAAACAGACCGAACAUUCGAGGGGAUCGAAUUCUCCUUCCUGUGGAUGAAGGAAAUCCUAGUGAGAGUUCUCCUUUCUUCAAAACUCAGCAGAAUAGUCGUGAUUCCUUCUCGAGGGCUUUUAUCAUAAUAAGCAUUAUUAUUACCGGAAGCAUCGCAUCGAUCGAGAAAGCAGGAGGAAUGAUCCUAUCUCGUAGCCUUGAGGACUAAAGCGUAAA
Galendromus occidentalis (western predatory mite) is the source of this 3863-nucleotide messenger RNA. RefSeq names its product alpha-mannosidase 2 (gene alpha-Man-IIa). NCBI's taxonomy places the organism in Eukaryota, Metazoa, Arthropoda, Arachnida, Mesostigmata, Phytoseiidae. Gene Ontology annotation, cellular component: Golgi membrane. The coding region runs from base 1 to 3288 and encodes 1095 amino acids. Gene Ontology annotation, biological process: N-glycan processing; protein deglycosylation; mannose metabolic process. The transcript has 2 exons. The record is from RefSeq and is a predicted model, not a curated record. Gene Ontology annotation, molecular function: carbohydrate binding; alpha-mannosidase activity.